This is a messenger RNA of Mus caroli (Ryukyu mouse), 1377 nucleotides long. It is a transcript of the gene Npc2, whose product is annotated as NPC intracellular cholesterol transporter 2. NCBI's taxonomy places the organism in Eukaryota, Metazoa, Chordata, Mammalia, Rodentia, Muridae. The record is from RefSeq and is a predicted model, not a curated record. Gene Ontology annotation, molecular function: cholesterol binding. Gene Ontology annotation, biological process: intracellular cholesterol transport; cholesterol efflux.
CUGCCUGGAAGCGGAAGAGAUGGGAGGAGAUAAAGGGCAAGCUGCAGGCCUGGCGGCCCGGGAGCCCGGGGCGGGGCGCAGGCGGGCCUUCGCUGGUUACUGGUCACAAGUGGCCUGAUCUGGCUCCACCCUCGGGUCUGCCGGGACAAGUUUAUCUUGUGACUGUCCGCGCUGCUUUCCCUUCUUAGAUUGCAGAGCUUUCAUACCCACGAUGCGCUUUCUGGCCGCCACGAUCCUGCUGCUGGCGCUGGUCGCUGCCAGCCUGGCGGAGCCCCUGCACUUCAAGGACUGCGGCUCUAAGGUGGGAGUUAUAAAGGAGGUGAAUGUGAGCCCGUGUCCCACCGAUCCCUGUCAACUGCACAAAGGCCAGUCCUACAGUGUCAACAUCACCUUUACCAGUGGCACUCAGUCCCAGAACAGCACGGCCUUGGUCCACGGCAUCCUGGAAGGGAUCCGGGUCCCCUUCCCUAUUCCUGAGCCUGACGGUUGUAAGAGUGGAAUCAACUGCCCCAUCCAGAAAGACAAGGUCUACAGCUACCUGAAUAAGCUUCCGGUGAAGAGUGAAUACCCCUGUAUAAAACUGGUGGUGGAAUGGAAACUUGAAGAUGACAAAAAGAAUAAUCUCUUCUGCUGGGAGAUCCCAGUUCAGAUCACAAGCUAGGCUCCUUGGCGCCCUGUGUCUGUGGGCUGAGAGGCCAUGGACGGAGGGAGGGGAAGAAACAGAAAUCAGACCCGAAAUGGAAUCAGUGCCAUAUGAUGAACAGAAUUUCAAGAAUGCUGUUUGAUGCCUUUUAACCUCCAAAGAAGUACCUGCAAGCCUACUACUCUUGAGAGCUCAGAGCCAUUGUCCCCCGAGAUAGCCUCUGGGGAGGCUUCGGGAGGGAAAGGGGAAACUGGAAAGAUUAGAUUGGUGUCCAUGGCUGUUUGCUGUUGGAUUACAGGCAGGUUCCACCAGACAGGAUGGGACGGGGUUGCUUAGGGAUGUCAGAUACCUUGGCCCAGGGCUAUGGAUCCACUGUGAAGGAUGGCUUCCCAGAGUGUUCUGGCUGCCUGGGGGUGUUAGCUCCCCUGUUUCUAAGUGCCUCCUGAGUCCCCAGCCCCUGGCUUAUCAGUCAGAUGAGUCUCCUUGGUAGCCUCUGCCCCAACGCUUCAGCAGUAGCGACUAGCUCUCCUCGGUAUCCAGACUGGCUGAGGGGAGGUCUGCCGCAGAAAUUUGUCUCUGAGUGGCUGCGUCUUUGUGGUUAGCUCUCGUUCUUUGGUAGUUUUCAUUAAAGCCAAUCCUUGGUAGCAGGUGCUUGGUUUUGUUUUUUAACGGUAUUUGUCUGUAUCCUCUCUCUGCAUGUAAGGUUGGGCCUCCCCAUAAAUUCUAACUUGCCA